AUUUUUAAUUAGGGCAAACUGUUUCUGGAAAAUGAAAAAGAUGGAGUUCAUAGGCCAUGUGUUUGUCUCAACUUCAACAAUGAGUCAUUAAGGAGGCUGUUUCUGGAAGCUAGAUCACCCCUUUUUUUUAAUCGAAAAAUUGAAUAAAGGAAUCUUUCCAGCAUAACAGAUAGGAACGUAGUGCCAAUGUCAUGAAUGAAUCAUGGACAAAGUAACUGGUGAUCAGAUGACACAUUUGCAGGCAUCGGCUUCUCCCUUUGGGACUAGAUGUCGUGAUUUGUUUACCACUGGUUUAAAUCCAGUAUCUAGCAAUGGAAGGACACAAAUACUGUCUGACCAGUCUUCCUGUGGUUCUGAUGUUAGCUCUAAGAAGUAUGAUCUUUCUUCCGAUACUGAUUCAUCUUCUGGAACUGCCCUUUCGUCUGAUAGUUCCUUCUCCUCAACAAAUAAAAGAAAGAAAGGCAAAAUGUGUCAUCGGAGAAAACGUCAAUUUAGUUUGGCAAGUGCUGAAAGUAAAAGCAGUGACGAAGAGGAGGAGACCUUAAAACCGCUGGAAGAAAUCAUGCAGAUGGCAACAAAGCCCUUGCCUGCAACACCACAACCCAAAACAUUAAGCGCUUCACAGCUUUCUUUAUCACAAUCUCCUACAACUAUAUGGCCUCAUAAAGUACAAAGCCCUGCAGGAUAUGUUAACAAUAUGGAGCGACUCUUAAAGGAGAAGGAGGAAACGAUAAGGAUAAAUGAAAUGGAAAAGAAGCUGCAAGAAGAUAUUGAACAAGGAAUGGCCAUAUUCUGCUCAGAGAAAGAAAAUAAUACUGAAGAAGACCUUUCAGAAAACCAUAGGUCAUUUGUAAAGAGAUUUUCUGUAGCAAACAAAAACAUACCUGAUAUUCAUCCUGGGGAGGAAAUAUUCCAGCUAUCUGCAUCAGGUACUCUAUUUAACCAUCAUACCCUUGACCUGAGAAAUUCUGAAUUCAUUGCACAAAGUGCCGAAGAAAAGCUUAUCUUUAGCUGUGAUCAAACACAUCAGCUCAUGUUGGCCACUGAAGGACAUUUACCCUUUGUAUAUAGAGUCAAAAAAUGUCCAGAGCCCAUAAUGAAGUGGCUAUUCCAGAUGAUGUCUAUUCAUCCAUCCUACAUGAUUUCAGUUAAACUUCUCAACACACUGAUAAAUCUCACAUGCAACAGUUUUACAUUUUAUGAGCCCAGUUCAAUUCCUUGGAUUCCAUCAUUACAAGAUGUAGUUUCUGUAUUUGCAAACAUGGGAGUUAAUUUCCAAAACUGUCUUCCUCUUCAGCACCUUCAGUUCACUUCUUGCUACGAUGAUCUUGUAUGUGCAAUUAAUGGAAUAGAAAAAAGCCAACAAGCUAAUACAGAGCAAGUGUUUACACGGAUUCCAGAAACCCACUUAACUAAUGUGAUUAAGUUUUUAGGUUUUUGUACAGCUGUAUAUCCAGCAAGUUUCAAUGAUCAGGAAACCAUUAUCCUUCUUGCGAUUAUCUUUAAAUUACACUUGGAUAAGGAACUAAGACAUGUACCUGUGGUGGAUUUGCAUUGCCUUGUGGAGAACCUGUUUAAAAACAUCAAAGAAGGGGAUAGCAAGAUGGCGGAAAUGUGCACCGUCCUUAGCAAUCUCCCCAAUCACCAUCAUGAUUACCUUAAACUUGUGCAGCUUGUUCCUCUCUCGGGGCCACAUGGAAGAGCUGUAAGAAGAUACUUAAGCUUGCUCAUAAUUUCAAAACUUCUUGAAAACCCCACAUCUAUACCACCUGACUAUGAAUCACAGAUGUCAGUCUUGUGCCAAUGCAUGGUUAAAAUGAAGCCAUCUACUUUGCUUAAGAAAAUGCAAAAACAUUUGGAAAAUGACUCAAAUGAUGAUGAAGAUCUUGAUAAAGAGGCAUACUAUUUGACUCACAGUCUUCUGAGUUUGGUGAAUGAUGCAAGUGCUUCAGACAUAUGUCCAUCAAUCCAGAGAAAGUAUUUAUUACGGCUCUGUGGAGUACUUGAAAAACAUAUCAAAUCUGACAUCCGAGAAGAUGUAAAGUAUUUCUAUAGAACAAAGGUAAAAGAUUUAGUUGCCAGAAUAUAUGGAAAAUGGCAAGAAAUACUUCAUUACUCUCGUCCUGGCCAGGGCAAGCUCCAUGAUUAUUGGGAACCACUUUUUGAAAAUCCAGGGUCCAGCCUCCCACUUGAAGAAUGUGCAGAUGAGUCACAUGAAGAAGAUGCUAUGAUGUCAUAAAUAAAAACUUGAGCAACCAAGAACAAAACUACAACUAAAGCCUGGAACCUCUCCAAGUUAUUUAUACUCUACAUGCUUAAUAAAUCCUAUGCAUGUUACUUGCAGCAGCACUGAUACAAAUAAUGUCUGUAAAAUAGUAAAAUACUUAUUGAUGUCAGACUUAAACAUAUUUAUAGUAAAAGCUGAAGUUUGUGCCUUGCAUAACCUUUUGAUCAUAUGGCUUUAUAAUAAUCAAAGAACAAAGAUCAUUUAAGGGCACAUGUUUCUGUUACAUUGUUAUGGAUUGUACAUACUACAAAAUAUAUGUUCAAUUAUCUAAAUGAUUAAAAUGUGUGUUAAAGCAAUAGAAAGCUCAAAAAUGAAAUGUACAUGGGUGAACCUAUUAUUGUUUCAGCGGCAUACACAAAUAUGCUACAUGUGUCAAGAGCAUCAGGAUUCAAACACCAUGCCUGCUCAGAGAGCUGGUGUGGUUUGUAUUAAUGAACACUUAAUUUGUGUCAUACAAGACAAUGCAGACUCUCUGAGAAGCUGUGAACUUUGAAUGCUGGUGCAGAGGGCGCUCAAAGCAUAUGUGCAUAUGCCCCUGAAAAUGCUAAUAACUAGAAGCAUUUUUGCUAAUUAAAGUAUACUGCCAAAAAUAGUUCUAUUUAAAUGCAUCCAUGCACAAUUCAUUGUUGACCUUUUUGUCCCUUUAAAAUGCAUAGCAUUUUGUGUCAUUUACACAUAGAGUUAUUUUAAUGUUUAAUAUGUAUAUGUAUUGGUUAACUUUGUGCCCUAGAGACCAACUUUCCUUUUUGUUUGAGGGAUUUUCAAUAUUUAUAACAAAAGUAUCUUAACAAUACAUUAAAUAUCUUUUGCUUUUUUUUUAAACAUUGUGCUUCCCCCACACUCCAUAAGUAGGCCUAAAAUUAAAUCUGUAACCAUGUGAAUCAAAUAGUUGAUUUAAGGAAUUUCUGUAUUUUGAAAGUUUAAAGGGACACUACACCCACAUUUUUUCUUUUAUGAUUCAGAUGGAGCAUGCAAUUUUAAAUAACUUUCUAAUUUGCUCCUAUUAUCAAUUGUUCUUUGUUCUCUUGCUAUCUUUAUUUAAAAAGCAGGAAUUAAAGUUUAGGAGCCAACCCAAUUUAGGUUCAGCACCCUAUAUAGAGUUUGCUUAUUGGUGGCUGCAUGAAGCCACCAAUAAGCAAGCACUACCCAGGUUCUGAAUCGAAAAUGGGUCCGCUCUUAAGCUUUACAUUCCUGCUUUUUAAA
Molecule: messenger RNA, 3490 nt
Organism: Bombina bombina (fire-bellied toad)
Lineage: Eukaryota; Metazoa; Chordata; Amphibia; Anura; Bombinatoridae
Product: SMC5-SMC6 complex localization factor protein 2
Exons: 18
Coding region: 203-2239 (678 amino acids)
Biological process (GO): DNA damage response; positive regulation of double-strand break repair; protein localization to site of double-strand break
Cellular component (GO): site of double-strand break; nucleus
Source: RefSeq, a predicted model, not a curated record